AUGCGUGACUACUGCGAGGGGAAGGAUGGGGAUGGGGAGCAGACGCCAGGGUGCAAAGGCAGGACGGAGCUGCUGAGGCGCCGCAUCUGCCAGUGUUGUGCAGAUUUGAGACCCUCUGCUGUUCGACCCUCUGAUGAAGGAUUUCACCUGCUUG
Molecule: messenger RNA, 154 nt
Organism: Fulmarus glacialis (Northern fulmar)
Lineage: Eukaryota; Metazoa; Chordata; Aves; Procellariiformes; Procellariidae
Product: myelin-oligodendrocyte glycoprotein-like
Exons: 1
Source: RefSeq, a predicted model, not a curated record